UUACUUUUCUCUAUGGUUUACGCUGUCAAUCGGUGUGCUUGUCAGUUUUGCAGCUAGUCGGUGAAAAUUGCAAAAAUGUACCGAAAAGGCAAUUUGCUGACACGAAUCCUAAUUUUAUUCUCGUUCUGUAGUCCCAUUUUCGCGGAAUGGAAUACACGGGACUAUGUGCGACGGGAGCAUUCCCUUACAAAGCCGUACCAGGGGAGUGGAAUGUCGGUGCCUUACUGGGACUUUUUAGGUAGCACAAUAGUUACUUCUAAUUACGUUCGGUUGACUCCCGACCUGCAAUCGAAGUCGGGCGCUCUUUGGAACACCGCCCCUUGCUUCACUCGCAACUGGGAACUUCAAGUGCAGUUCAAAGUCCACGGUCGCGGCAAGGAUCUGUACGGCGAUGGGUUCGCGCUGUGGUACGUGCGGGACCGAAUGCAGCAAGGGCCUGUGUUCGGCAGCAAGGAUUACUUCUAUGGGCUGGCUAUCAUACUGGACACUUACAGCAACCAUAACGGUGCUCACAAUCAUCAACACCCAUAUAUCUCAGCCAUGAUCAACAACGGCUCCAUGCAUUACGACCACGACCGCGACGGCACGCACACGCAGCUCGCCGGCUGCGAGGCCAAGUUCCGCAACUUCAACCACGACACGCAUCUGUCCAUCGUCUACAAGGACGACACGCUCGUCGUAUCAACGGACCUCGAAGGCAAGAACGCGUGGAAGGAAUGCCUCAGGGUUGAGAACGUGUUACUUCCCACCGGCUACUUCUUCGGGGCGUCAGCCACCACUGGAGACCUGAGCGACAACCAUGACAUCAUCUCGGUUAAGAUGUACGAACUCGAUCUGUUAGAAACGCAAAACAAAGAUGAAGACAGAUCGCAGAUAAUCCCAUCAGCAGCGUCCUUCGAAGCGCCAAGGGAGAGAGUGGAAGACGCCAAACCCGCUAUGUCUGGAGUCAAAACCUUUCUAUACAUGAUGGCGAUAGCAAUAGUAGUAUGCGUUAUAGUUGUACUGGGCAUUAUGUGGUAUCAGAAGAGACAGGAACAGUCCAGAAAACGAUUGUACUGAUGGCUAUGGUAUAUAAAAAAUAUGGUACGUAUUGGCAGUGGUAGGGUGACCGAACUAUAUGGCACAAGUACACUAUGAGGGAAAUUGAUUGAGAUGUAGUGUAAACACGCACUUCGGUUAGUUUCGCCGUGCGUCGCCCAUACUUCGCUUCGUCUUGGACAAUUUGCCGCAUAGUGUACAUGCACCAAUACAGUCGUAAUAUAGGUUUGGUAAGAAUCCCUUUUUUGUGGUGGGUCUAGAGUCUAGAUAGUUGUUUUUUUUCUGGAGGCUUUCAAACAAUCUGGUCAUCCUACUAAAUUGACCACUAAAGAUUAUGUUACGAACUAAAUUAACGAGUGUGAUAAAAUCAACGUAAUAUGCCUAUUUAUUUUAUGAAAUUGUAACUUUAAAAAACGUCAUGAACGACAUCAAAAUCAAAACAUUCCUAAUUAACGUAAAACAAAAUUAAUUACAAAUCUAACAAUGGCAAUAUGGAAAAAGCAUAAAAGCAAUGUUGAAUAUAUUUUUCACGCUACAAACAAUUUAGCUGGCUGGUGUCAGAAUGUUACUAAAAUUUAAUUAAAUAUUAAACAAUAGAAAUCUCUUUGAAAAGUUUGAAAUAGUCAUUGAUUGCAUUUAAUUACAACAAUAUGGGAGGUUUUAAAUAAUUUAUUUAUUAGAUAAAAAUCUAGAUGGUCCUUUGGUGUCAACAAAUUAGACAUAGUUUAAAAAAUAAUACUGCCCAAAUUUUGAUAAAAAUGUAAACACAUAAUUCUAAAUAUUACUUAGAUAGUAGAUAUACAGCAAUUAACACGCGUUAGGCCCAUUUUCCACUAAAGGUGAGGAGAUGUGUUUAAAUAACCAAUCAAAUUUCGUUAUUUCCACAUCAGCUCUCCGCUCAGCGGGGCUUCUCCGAAAAACGUUACCUUUUUUAGUUAGUUUUGAAUAUUGCCAUCUUUCUCACUUAAAGCAAGAUGCUAGCAUCAGCGACGGUGACAGAUAGACCAGAAAUCCUGCAGCUUUGGUUCGGAAUUCUGAUUACAAACACACCUCUCCGCUCCGCUUUGGUGGAAACCCGGCCUUACUCUAAAUUAGUGAUAGAUUUUUGCAAGCAGUAAAAAAUGCACUAUAAAUAAGAGACUGGAAACGUCAUCAAAUUACGUCACAGGUUGUCAAUCUGACGUAAAGUUAUGCUAAUCUUGAAUUUAAGUCAUCCGUUUUAUUAAACAAAAAACCCUUUACUGUAUAAUAAAUAUUAUUACGUAAUAAAUUGCCAUACAAUUUCUCAACAAAUCAGCUAGCUUAUAAAAUCAAUAUUUAUGCACAUGCACUCCCUGUAUUUCUACUAUGCUAUGAACUUUUCAAAACUACACUUUAGAUAGCUUACUACUAUGCACGAUUACAUUAAAAAAAAUCUAGAUUUUGAUUUCGAUCUUCACGAAUUUUCUUAUCUUCAGAUAAAAAUAUAGACAAUAAUCUUCAUAUCAUUAUUUAUAUCGAUAAAAAAUAUUUAAUCAAGAUUUUUCAGUACAGUCAGCGUCAAAUAGUUCAUGACUUUUCAUGACAUCCAAAGUAGUUAGCCAAUAAGUUCGCAACUUAUUUUUCAAUCGGAAUUAUGUUGUGUUGUCAACUUUUUGGCCAUUUGGUUGUCACGAACUAUAUGACGCUAACUGUACGUUGAUGCUUGUAAGAUGAUGUUAUAUUGACUAGAAAAUACCAAUUAUUAAUUAUUUCUUUCUGUUUUCUACCCAAAGUGUGCUUCUUUUAUUAUAAAAACGCUAGAUAUCCGAAAACUAUGUUUCUACUGUAGUUAGAUGUUAAAUCAAAGAUCUUAUUUUUUACGGUGGAAUGUAUUUCUGUAUGAGUUUUAGUUUGUAAAACCAUUAGUCAUUAGGUUUGUUAUUUGAUUUGCCCAUAAUGCCUCUCUUUAUUUACUCUAAAGGUGUAACUUCGGUUUAUGCGACAUCAGUGCAACACUAGAGAUUAGUGUUGUGUGUCUAUCGAUAAUCUAAUUUAUCGAUAGAAAAUUUCACUUAAAGUAGAAAGAAAAAACUCGCACAUGCAUAAAUCGAAGCAAAACCAACGAGUUUUAAUCACAUAGAUAUAAUACACCUCUUAUGUCUACUGCAGCUACGCUUUUUGUCGCCGUUUUUAGGUCAAAUAUUUAGCCAAACAAUGCAAACUAAUAUAAUUCAUAUUAUGCAAUACAAUAAGAGGUAUUUUUUCACAGUUGAAAAAGUGAAUUUAUUAAAUCAAUUUACAACAGUUAGACAUUGUUAAUAUGUAUGUGAAAUAUUUUUGUGUUCCUGCUGCGAAUCGGCAUUCUUUUCUUUUUAUUUUAAGUGUAGUAAUGACAUUGCAUAAUUUAUUGUUGCAAUAAACACUGGUAGGGCAUGGCUAUAGUCUUCUUUUGUCUUUUUGAACUGAAUGCAUAGAAGUAAAAUUAAGUGCGGUAUUUGUUAGUUGCUCUGUUUAUAGACCUACUGAGGUACUUUUACCUUUUUGUUUAAGUUUGUAUACCUAAAUGAUAGAAACUUUGUAUCAUACACUACCAAGAAACUUUGAAGUGAUAAGUAGGUUAUAUCCAUGCCUUGCGUUUAUUGAUUUAUGUACGAGUGUUGUAUAAUGUGUGUUUUUAAUUUAAUAAAAUUUAUAAACUUUUCAA
Messenger RNA from Ostrinia nubilalis (European corn borer), 3703 nucleotides. Its product is annotated as vesicular integral-membrane protein VIP36. Gene Ontology annotation, molecular function: D-mannose binding. The coding region runs from base 76 to 1059 and encodes 327 amino acids. Gene Ontology annotation, biological process: endoplasmic reticulum to Golgi vesicle-mediated transport. The record is from RefSeq and is a predicted model, not a curated record. NCBI's taxonomy places the organism in Eukaryota, Metazoa, Arthropoda, Insecta, Lepidoptera, Crambidae. Gene Ontology annotation, cellular component: COPII-coated ER to Golgi transport vesicle; endoplasmic reticulum membrane; endoplasmic reticulum-Golgi intermediate compartment. The transcript is spliced from 6 exons.